AUGGGAGUUCGUUCAUUUUCCUCAUGGUGUGUCGGAGCUGGUUCUCAUUCGCUCCUCCGCUCUGUACCUCCUCCGUUAACCGCCACAGCUCCCGAGGGUGUAGACCUGAUGGCCACUUGGAUGCUGCCCUGUAAACCGGGCUUGCAUGCACCCAUUUCCUUGGCCCUACCGAAGGCGUCAGCAACGGCCCUGGGGCCGGCGUCAACGGCAGCCUUCGCAAGAAGCCAGCCUCGUCCCGCCAACAGUUACCUCGACCUCUGCGUGGCAGACUCGGCAGCACCGGGCACCUUGAGCAGCGGCACGGUUAGCGACGGUUUCGGUCGUAGCGCCAGUACAGCCACCCUUGACCUCGUCGUCAAGCCGACAUCAGGAAAGGCGAUGCCUGGCACUUCUGCCGGGCAGACGUCAAAACUGGCCUCUUCUUCAUCAGUGGCCGCUUAUGCGGUGGCUGCCAAUUCUCACAGCAUCAUCACCAACAGGAACAACGGUACAGUUGCGUCGAACGCCAUCAUCUCGGAUAAUUGUGACUUUUCUCAUCCGCCCGACCUUCAACUCACUCGCUCCACCGAAUUGACCUCCGAUCGUCAAAUACGAAGUGGGGCUCAAGCCUACGGUUUGGCAUCAGCGUGGCCAGCCUCUUCACAUUCCUCACUCUCCGCUUCUGUAUCUCGGUCUUCCUUGUUGUUAGGCGGCAUCGCGACCAGCUCGACAUCUGCCGCCACAACAGUCGUGCCGGCACUCCGGCAUCCGGAAGAGCACCUCCAUCCGGAGCGAGUCGAGCUGUCUCGCACCGAGGACGUCAGAAUGGAGGAGACGUCCUUGCUGUUGGAGGACGAUGAGGCGCCGUUGGACACUGAAGAUGAAGAGGUCUGUCGUCUGAUGGCCAACGAACCGGUUCAAGAGAGCUCUGUUGUCGGCAGCGCUGCCAAGUACAGCACGGAAAAUAUCACCGCGGCGUCUGGAAAGUAUGGUUAUGAGCUGUUGAUGCCGCCGAUGGGCUGUCGGACAAGCCAGGAGCACCGCAGCGCCCACGAGGCUCAGGAUGCUUGGUUAACCGUGGCCACAUUGACAGAGCCGAGCUCUCAGUAA
Protopolystoma xenopodis is the source of this 1089-nucleotide messenger RNA. The record is from the annotation of a GenBank genome assembly. Lineage: Eukaryota; Metazoa; Platyhelminthes; Monogenea; Polystomatidea; Polystomatidae.